Setaria italica (foxtail millet) is the source of this 1454-nucleotide messenger RNA. RefSeq lists its product as uncharacterized. The transcript has 4 exons. Lineage: Eukaryota; Viridiplantae; Streptophyta; Magnoliopsida; Poales; Poaceae. The record is from RefSeq and is a predicted model, not a curated record. Bases 430 to 1272 code for a protein of 280 amino acids.
ACCGUCGCCCCCGCAAUCCCCGCAACCCAACCUACCGAUCUCCCCCCAAACCCAGACGCGAAGCUUGUCAUGUUCUCCUUGUCACCCAACUGCCCCGAGUCGAGGCCGCACCCACACGAUCGCCAGUCGCCACCCCCGACUCCACCCAACCCCGAUCCUUGCUGCGUCAUGGUCACCGCCACCCACGGCGCGCGUACGUGACGUGCGCACGUGCAUGCGCUCGCCCGCUAUUACUAGCGCGCCGUGGCCGUGCCACCGGGCACCAGGCUUCACUGCUGGGAGUCGAGGAGGGAGUCCUACCGCGUGCAUGGCCGCCAUCGUCGUCGUCCGCCCAUCGAGGAUCGUCGUCUAGUUCUUUGACGCGGCCGCUUUCGGUUGGAGCAGCGGAUCGGUCGAGCCCCGGCGGCGGGCGAGCCGGGCGAUCGACCAAUGGCGGGCGCGAUAGGCGCGGGGCGGGAGCGGGGCUCGGACGCCGCCGCGGCGGCGGCGGCCAAGGCGCAGGCGGCGCGGGAGGUGUGCGCGGCGUCGGCGGCCUUCGCGUCCUGCCCGCACCGCCGCCGUUCGCCGCGCGGCGCCGGCAGCAGGCCGCACUUCGUCGACUGGUACCUCGUCCUCGCCAUCGGCGAAGCCGCGUCGGAGGACGCCGUGCGGCGGCGGUACCGGCAGCUCGCGCUGCAGCUGCACCCGGACAAGAACAGGCACCCCAAAGCGGAGGUCGCGUUCAAGAUCGUCUCCGAGGCGCACGCGUGCCUGACGGACAAGGCGCGCCGGCGGGCCUACGACGCGGAGCGGCGCGCCAGCUUCUGCGCCGCGUGCCACGACCGCCACGCCACCAGGUCGUCGGCCGCCGCCGGCGGCAGGCUCCGCGCCACGACCGAGAAGCAGACGACAGCGGCGGCCGGUGCGGCGGCCAGGAGCAAGCAGCCUCGCGCCGCCCCGGCGGCACAGGCGCUGCGGGAGGUGCAGAACCGGAUGCGGGACGAGUGCCGGGUCAUCGACGGCUGUCUGCGGGCCAACAACGCCGCGGCGUGCGCGCGCCGCCGCCAGUCGUUCCCGCUCUUCGACCCCUCCGACCGGCGCAGCUUCCCCGACUACCCGCACGUCCGCCCGCCGCCGUUCGGCAACGCGGAGUUCUGGCGCUUCGAGGAGCGUCUCGGGCGCGCGGACCAGAACCAGAGGUGGUGCAGAGGCGGAGGCGGAGGCGAGUCGCCGGUGUACCAGAUCAGGACGGCGGCGGCAGAGUGCACUGAUAGAACCAAACGUGCAUGGUGAACUUAGCUUCGGCAUAAGCGCAGAUUUUUUUUUUCUCCUUUUGUUUCCUUCUUUUCCAUCUCGAAAAGGAAGUGCUCAGAUUUUACAUUCGGAUACAUUGUAUUUUCCUCGAACUUGUUUAGAACAGAAUUGCUGAACAUACAUGAAAAGCAUUAUUACGACGAAAGGAUCUAAACACAAUG